AUUGGUUGAAUGAUUAUUUUAGUUCAAUUCAGUGUAAUGAACUUAACUAAUUGUUUAAUUAAAUGUGUAAAAACUUCAAAAUUAGUAUCGUAAAUGAAAAUAAAAUAAGAUGAGUGUCGGUUAUUAUGUGGAUUUAGUGAGUGCGCAAGGAAGUUUAAGUUCAAAUCGUGAAUCUCGUAUAGGUAGUGAUUGUGACACUAUGGCGGAGUUAGCAGCCUUAUUAAGGUCCGAAAUACCCGAAGGACGUAAUAAUUUAACCGACAGUCACACAAAUUUGGAACGAGUUGCUGAAUAUUGUGAGGCAAAUUAUUUUCAAUCAGAAAAUAAACGCGUGGCCUUAGAAGAGACGAAAAAUUAUACAACACAAUCGUUAGCAAGUGUCGCAUAUCAAAUAAACACACUGGCGUAUAACUUUUUACAAUUAUUGGAGCUGCAAACAAGCCAAAUGUCUGAGAUGGAGAGUCAAAUGAAUCAUAUUGCUCAGACUGUAAUGAUUCACAAAGAGAAAGUCGCACGUCGUGAAAUUGGUGUUUUGACAGCGAAUAAAUCCACUAAUCGUCAAUAUAAGAUAAUUGCACCUUCAAAUCCCGAAAAACCUAUCAAAUACGUAAGGAAACCUAUUGAUUACACAGCAUUGGAUGAUAUUGGGCAUGGUGUGAGAACUGGUACAAGUGGAACACCUCGUCAGAAACAACGAGGUUCAAGUCAAGGUAGUAUUUCUUCACUUGGAGCAAUGUCUGCUGGUUCAGCGAUGGUUGGUGGCUAUGUGGGUCCAGCUCCUACAACUAAACCUCCGACACCGCCUCAAGUAACACGCGCUGGCAGUAAGGUGUCAAUAUCUGGUGGAACAUUAAGCAAAGGUUCCAGAGAAUACAGAACACCUCCAGCAGUCGCACCACCACAAGUGCCAAGUCAUUAUGCGCCCAACUAUCCAAUUGGUCAUCCUAGACGAUCAAGUGAACGUGGUCCUGGUUAUAGUACAUUGCCAGUUGCUCCACCAAAUCAGUUAGCACAUACAUUACCGCAUCAUACAGCUACUCUACAACACCAAAAUUCACAAAAUCAAAUAAACGUUGGUGUUGGAGGACCACAAGUUGGUAUGGUUCAUCCACAACCACAUUCGUUACAUCCUCAAACACCUCCACCCCCACCCCCGCCAAAUACGUAUAGUGUGGAUCCACAUUCCAGUAUGCCACCUCCUCCAUCUCCACUUAUUGGUGCUACAGGUGAUUUACCUGAUCAUUCAACACAUCAUAAUCAAUUACACCAUACUUUGUCGUCACAUUCUUCACGUCUUUCACAAGGACGUUCUAGUGGUGCUCAUUCACCUCCAUUACCUCCACCACCACCACCAGAAGACGAGCAUGCCGCAUUUGGAAGACCACAUCAAGGUGGUUCAGGUGGUGUUAUGCCCAUUGUUCCCGACGAGGAUGAUUUACCUGGAUGGGUACCUAAGAAUUACAUUGAAAAAGUGGUUGCUAUUUACGAUUAUUAUGCAGAUAAAGACGAUGAAUUAAGUUUCCAAGAAAGCUCAGUGAUUUAUGUGUUGAAAAAGAAUGAUGAUGGAUGGUGGGAGGGAGUUAUGGAUGGUAUAACAGGAUUGUUUCCUGGAAAUUAUGUUGAACCAUGCGUUUAAUUGGUUAUUUUAUGUCUUGCAAUUAAUAUGCCAUGGAGAUAUUAAAUUUUCUAAUUAUUAUUGUUAAAAUUUUUUACGACAGUAGCCAUACAGCUCUGAUCGAAUAAAUUUUUAGUCUUUUUCUUUCUCUUAAAAACUAUGCACGCCGAAUGAUUUACUCUUGUCGUUGCACAAGUGAAUGUUAAAUCAUUAAAGAUUUUUUAAACAAAAUUUCUAAAAAAAAGGUGGAUUUCAAAUCUGUAUUGAUUCGAAAUAUCACCAAUUCAACUUCUUUCCACAUCUUGAAACUUUCAUAAUUUUUUAGAAUAAUUCAAUUUGGUUAAGUUUUUUUCUAAAUACAUUAAUUAUAAUAAUUUAGUUCAAAAAUUCAGAAUUUACGUUUAAAAAACAUUACGUAGUUACAAGCAUGUUCUUUUUAACAUUUAAUGCAAGUAAAUUUUACACCAAACUGAAAAUUUUGUCGCAGAAAACGAGUUUGUAUAAACAUAUCGGUUCCAGAUCGAAAGAAAGACUAUAUGUAAUUUUUGUACUUUGCAAAAGAAAAACUACCCAUUCACGACGUCAAAAACACACUUUUCUGUCAUCUACACUUGUUGUAGUAAAAUGCAUGUACUGUUUUGCAAAUGUUGAAAAAGAAAUGUUAUAUUUCGCAUAAAUUAUUUGGAAAAUUUAGAUAGUUUUUAUUUGUUUGUUUUGGAAGCACAUUUAAUUUCGUUUAAAUUGCAACAAAGGACAAAUUUUUUAACAAGGUGAAGUUACAAUACAUAUAAUGACUUAAAAUUCCUUAAUUUUAUGUGAUUAAGUCGUUUGUAAAGCGGGCCACACAAUUCAAAUUUAAAAGGAGUUAACUUUAGAGUGUGAUCGACAAAAUAUAAUUUUCAUCGCAUGUAAUAAAAAUAUAAUUUCGGAUAUUUUUGUAAUUCCACACGUGCAUUUAUACACAGUGUUAGAAAAUACACGAAUAGCAAAAACAUUUUUGCAAAGUCUAAUUUUUGAAAAUUGUAUUCAACAAAUACAUUCUUUCUUUUAUAGAAACCAACUUUAUAAUUUAAAAUUUUUGUUAAUAUCUUUUUAAUAAUUAAGAGAAUUUCUAACACUCUGUAUAUGUCAAAUUAGUUACAAUCCAAUACAUUAUUAAGUCGAAAGUGGUGUAUUUUAGAUUUUAUUCUCCCAAAAAUUAAUUUCA
Chrysoperla carnea is the source of this 2822-nucleotide messenger RNA. RefSeq names its product abl interactor 2 (gene Abi). The transcript is spliced from 6 exons. Gene Ontology annotation, molecular function: SH3 domain binding. The coding region runs from base 110 to 1636 and encodes 508 amino acids. Lineage: Eukaryota; Metazoa; Arthropoda; Insecta; Neuroptera; Chrysopidae. The record is from RefSeq and is a predicted model, not a curated record.